AUGGCACAUAAAGCAUCUCCUAUGGAAAGCUCUUGGAAAAUUCUUGAAGAAUACCAUAUAGAUGAAGAUGUGGGCUUUGCUCUACCAAAUCCACUGGAGGAACUACCUUACCCUUAUGAUGCUUGGAUUUCCAUUGCUAAAAAUCUUCCUGUCCUGAUUAAAAAUGGUGACCUACGUGCAGAAGUUGAGAAGUUACCAAUGCUCAGCAUCGAUGACCUGCAAGGACACAAGUUGCAGCGCCUCGCACAUCUAGUCUUGGGGUAUAUCACCAUGGCAUAUGUGUGGGACCGAGGUGACGAUGUCCGUAAGGUCCUGCCACGCAAUAUUGCUGUCCCUUACUGCAAACUCUCUGAGAAGCUGGGACUGCCUCCCAUUCUGGUUUAUGCAGACUGUGUCUUGGCAAACUGGAAGAAAAAGGAUCCCAGUGGUCCCAUGACGUAUGAGAACAUGGACAUUCUGUUUGCAUUUCCUGGUGCGGACUGCAGUAAAGGAUUCUUUCUGGUUUCUCUGUUGGUGGAAAUAGAAGCUGCUUCUGCAAUAAAGAUAAUUCCCACCAUAUUCAAUGCAGUGCAGCGUCAGGAUGGAGAUACUUUGCAAAAGGCACUGCUUGACAUAACUAAUUGUCUGCACAGGGCCCUUGAAGUGUUUCACGAAAUUCAUAAAUACGUGGACCCAAACCUGUUUUUCAAUGUUCUUCGCAUAUACUUGUCUGGCUGGAAAGGCAACCCCCAGCUGCCAGAGGGUCUGAUAUAUGAAGACGUCUGGGACAUCCCAAAAAAGUUCGCUGGGGGCAGUGCAGCUCAAAGCAGCAUCUUUCAGUGCUUCGAUGUUCUGCUAGGCAUCCAACAGAGUGCCGGUGAAGCAUCAGCUGCAGAAUUUCUCCAGGAAAUGCGAACAUACAUGCCACCAGCUCACCAGAAGUUUCUUGGCUCAUUAGAGUCAGGCCCUUCAGUUCGGGAGUUUGUCCUUUCAAAAGGGGAUGCUAGCCUACAGGCAACUUAUAAUAAGUGUGUGAAAGCUAUGGUCUCCCUGAGAAGUUACCAUUUGCAAAUAGUAACUAAGUAUAUUGUGAUUCCUGCAAGCCAGCAGCCCAGACAAAACCAACCUGCUGAUGAGCCAUCAGAAGUGGAAAAUAAAGGAACUGGAGGUACUGAUGUCAUGAAAUUUCUAAAGAGUGUAAGAAGUACAACUGAGAAGGCCCUGUUGAAGGAUAGUUAA
Miniopterus natalensis is the source of this 1218-nucleotide messenger RNA. It is a transcript of the gene IDO1, whose product is annotated as indoleamine 2,3-dioxygenase 1. The record is from RefSeq and is a predicted model, not a curated record. Gene Ontology annotation, cellular component: cytoplasm. Gene Ontology annotation, biological process: 'de novo' NAD+ biosynthetic process from L-tryptophan. Lineage: Eukaryota; Metazoa; Chordata; Mammalia; Chiroptera; Miniopteridae. Gene Ontology annotation, molecular function: L-tryptophan 2,3-dioxygenase activity; metal ion binding; heme binding.